Molecule: messenger RNA, 1248 nt
Organism: Hymenoscyphus albidus
Lineage: Eukaryota; Fungi; Ascomycota; Leotiomycetes; Helotiales; Helotiaceae
Source: the annotation of a GenBank genome assembly
AUGAUUUUUAUACUGUUCUCCCUUAUCAUUUUAGGACCUUCUGUCAUGUCUUACCCAUUCGUCUCAAAUAUGCCCAAUGUAGACUCGACAAUAUUGAAGCGACAACAAUCGGGUGGAAGUAACCCAGGCGGUCCCGUAACAUGUCCAUUCAAUCCAAACCACGUUCCGGCACCUGGAAUAUCAGCACAAUUCCCAUACAACGGAGCAAAGGAUGGUCUUCCAGGAAAUGGAAGGGGUGGUUACCUGGUUCCUGCACCUGGAGACACAGCACACCAAUACACUCCUCCAGGUCCCAAUGAUAUACGAGGUCCUUGCCCUGGAUUGAAUGCAGCUGCAAAUCACAAUUUCUUGGCCCAUGAUGGCAUCACGACAUUCAAAGAGCUUGUUGAUGCCCAGCAAAAUCUCUAUAACAUUGGUUACGAUCUUGCUGUUGUGCUUGCCGUGCUAGGCUUGACAUUGACAGAUGGCGAUAUCGUCACUGAGAAGCUAUCAAUUGGCUGUGAAGCUACUUCGAGGACAUCAUUCGCACCCAUUCUUACAGGACCCGAGCCUGGACUGGAUGGACACAACAAAUUCGAAUCCGACACUUCGCUCACUCGCAACGACUUCUUCCUUGGACACGGCGAUAACUUCAGUUUCAACGGUACCUUAUACAAGAUGAUGAAAGAGUCGACUGGCGGUGUUUAUAACCGCGACAAUCUUGCAAAAUAUCGCUAUGAGCGAUAUCAACAAUCUGUCAGGGACAACCCAAACUUCUACUUCGGUCCUCUUGCCCUCUUGCUCUUUGGAGCCGCUUCUUUCCUGUAUGGGUUGAUGCCUUCCGGAACUCGCAACUACGCUCCUGAUGAGUACACAAUCAGCACCUUCUUCGGCGCAGAGAAGCAAAGUGAUGGAUCCUACAAAGGAGUACCUGAACGAAUCCCUGACAAUUGGACGAAUCGUGUUCCGCCUUACUCCGUUGUGGAUGUCGCUGAAGAGACUCUGGCGUUGUAUCUGAAAUAUCCAGUGCUAUUUGGUGGCAGAAUUGAUGGGGGAGAGUUCCAAACGGUCAGUUACGGCUCGAUUCAGAAUGGUAUCUUGGGAGGUACGGGAUCGGGAACUGUUUGUCUCUUGUACCAGAUUGCUACGGGUCAGGUACCCUCGUCACUUAAUGGUGUGCUUGCGCCUGUGCUCGGGAUUGUUCAAUUUGCCACGCGGAAGUUGGGGUUGGCUAUGGAGAAUCUUGGCUGUCCUCAACCACUAACUUAA